AUGCACAGAGUCGAGUACGCAACGAGUGGAGGGACAAACUUGAAGGAGAGGGGUCCCUACAACCCAACCCCAGUUCACAACUAUCUCAGUGGAACAGGCAAGUCACACGUGUAUCGUGGACCGGGUUACUACAUACCACUGGACGACAGCUGGAUCCAGUACCACGAAUACAGGGCACUUCCACCGGAAACAAGAAGGGAUGCGGUCCUGUUCGAGUCUGAAGAUGCCUGGGUGGAGUACCAAAGGAAGCGUGAUACAGCUCCGAAACCUAGCGGUAUAACUUUUUCGGGAGUUCCAACACAAUUUACCGGUGUCCCCGUGCCAAACCUCCUUCCUUUUCAAACUUCCGCUUGGAAUCGAAAAUGGGAUGGUCCUGGGUACUUUUUACCGUCCGGUGAUAAAUGGUUCCACGACCAUGACAGCCCUGCCAUCCCUCCGGAAUCUAGACUGUUUUACAACGAGGAAGACUGGAUAAAAUACAAACACAUGUUGGAAAAGCCAUGUUUACCAACCCUCCAAAAGUAAUAUAUUUAGACAAAACUACUUACAUAUAGCUACUGAUCUUUUGAGGGACUGAAUGAGAUUUUGUUUAUG
Ylistrum balloti is the source of this 594-nucleotide messenger RNA. RefSeq lists its product as uncharacterized. The transcript has 2 exons. Lineage: Eukaryota; Metazoa; Mollusca; Bivalvia; Pectinida; Pectinidae. The coding region runs from base 1 to 525 and encodes 174 amino acids. The record is from RefSeq and is a predicted model, not a curated record.